AAUAAGGCCGAAAACAAUACACGCCGUCGUAUUUAGUAACAUCUUACUGAUAUAUACAUUUACUUGAGUACGUAUCAAAAUGAGUACGCAUUGUCUCCAUGUGAGUUCUAUUUAUAGAUUAGGGAAAUUCCAAGUAUGCUCCCAAAUACACAUGUGCUGUCAGAUGUACACACAGCCUGUCAGUAUCAAGUAAUACCAGAGUCUGUUCAUGCAGUAACCAGGUUCAAGAUACAUUUUCCAUGCUUAAAAGACCAUUCAGAAAUUCAACACAGAAAACCAAAUAGUAAUGCAAACAGCAAGAAACAAGAUGCUGCUGACAUUGAUACAAAACCUGAAUCCUAUGUUGGAAGUACAGCAGGAAAGAAAACAGAAAAGGGUAAACAUUCUAGUGAAACAAAGCACCUGUUUGAUGAAGAUGGAGACCUAGUUUUAGACAGAAACCCAUGUAAAAGUGAUGAAUUCAGAGAGGUGACUAGUAGAAAGAAGAAAAAGUUAGAUGUGACAGAUGUUACUACUAAAGUAGUAGAAGUAAGUCAGAAUGAGCUAGAAAAUGAAUUUGAUUGUUGUGACAGAGAACAUGAGUCUAGUGUAAAACUAGAUGAAGAUAGCAGCGCUGUCAAUCAAGACUCUCAAUUACCAAUGGUUAAACAUGACACUUGUCAAUGCCGUAGUAGAAAUAAUGAAAGUCCUCAGCAUUUUGUGUCUGAUUGUAAAGAGGAGAGUUCAUUUAUAUCAUCAGAUAAAUCUGUAAGUAGCAACAUGAAAGACUGCGAUAUUUGUGUCAGUAAGAUGCCACCUGAUAAGGGUGAACAGAAUCAAGUUAAUCUGCCAGAUAUCAGUCAGGGAACCAGUGCGGUUGCUGCCAUAGGAACAAGUGAUUUUUCUUCACAAGAAAAGAAAGAUGUUAUGGGAGCCACUGGUUUAACUGAUCAUAAAAACAAUGAUUACAAGGAAUCAACUGAUGUUAGCGAAUCUAGUAAUGUUGGAGAUGAAGCUGAAAAUGACACACCAGAUGACAGACCAGAUAUCUACUUCAUAAACAUUAAGCACAGUUUAGCCACAUAUCUAGAUGAUGUUGGAGAACAGGUAUGGCAUGGUGCUCUGUUGUUGAGUGAUUACAUCAUAAGUGACCAUGGCAAUUUUGAAAACAGGACCAUUGUAGAUCUAGGAGCUGGUGUUGGGCUGUCCAGUAUUGUUGCUGCAAUGUAUGCUAACAUGGUGUUUUGUACAGAUACAGGAGAGAAAGUUUUAUCUCUGGCAGAAGACAACAUCUUAGCUGCAACAACUUGCCCAACUCUUCCUAGAACUCUGUGUGAUGUACAUGUCAGACAGCUAGACUGGUUCAGAGGACUUGAAGAGGAUGUCUGUAAGCAUGGUUUAACUAAAGACAACAUAAGUAGAAUAUGUAAUUGUCACAUCUUAAUUGCUGCUGAUGUGAUAUAUGAUUUUGACAUUACUGAUGCAUUUUUCAAUGUGGUGAGAAAGAUAAUGAUACAUCCCCCGAGAAAGACUCUAUACAUUGGCUUGGAAAAAAGGAUAGUGUUCACUGUGGAGGACUUCACUGCGACCAGUCCAGGUUACAAUUAUUUCCGUCUGCAUCUUGAAGACCUUUGUUCAGGAGAGGAGAAUGAUACAGAGGUUGCCUUUGAAGUAGAGCAGCUUGAUACCAGCUUUCCCCAGUACUUCCAGUACAACAGGAUCAAACAACUGGAACUGUGGAAGAUAACAGCUAAACUCAGAUCAUAGGUGCAGUAUGGCAUGUGGAUCAAAAAAAUCGAAAGGGAGGUCUCUUCUAGUACAAGACUGAACUGCAGUAGCAGCUGAUAAAAACUAAAACAGUGAGUAAGAAGUGGCAUAAAAAUGGCCUGAGCAACAAUCAGCAAUGAAGAUGCACAGGAAAAGACAAAAACAUACUUGUAGUUUAAAAAUUUAAUAUGAGUAAAGAUGAAAUAACCAGAUGAAAUAACAAAAGCAGCAGUGAUUAUAUUGACAUGAGCUAUGGGCAUAUCUGAAAUAGUGCAAAUAAAAUAAUAAAUAUAAGUUAGAUAUGAGAGCAAUUGAAACAACAACAGAAAAUUACAUAGAUGUACAAUAGAACACGUCCAUAACUGCUUGAAUUAUUUUGAAACAGCACACGAAGAAGAGAAACUGCUGUGACAUUAUAAGGAUCUUACAUGCCUGCCUGUGUAAGACGGGGUUUUCCCUACCCGAGGGACAGUGUGGAAUGGAAAACUAGUUAGCGAGGUUUUUUAUCCAUGCUGUCCCGAGGGUAGGGAAAACAGCUGUCUUACACAGGCAGAUCAUUAGAUCAUUUUUCUUGCCUAUCAUGUUCAAAAUAGAUCGUGGAGACAAAUAGGUUUGGGUAUUUCCUGAUAUUAUUUAUAAAGUUUAUGACGUCACAAUGGUACCAGUAAUAUGUGACGUCACCUUAGUGCACGCUAUUUUAGACAAGGUUUUUCCCUAGGGAAAGACAGGAAUAUCUAUCCCCGCCGCGUGUGCAGAUAAAUGUAUACUUUCCCCGCUAGGUAGGCAAGAAUUAUGUGUUCCCCCAAUAUUAAGGAGAGGUAUUGGUUUUGGUUGGAUUUUCCAUCUGUUCUUCAAGGUCCAAUUUUUUUACCUGCUUGAAUUAUCAUCAGAUAACGAUCUUGAUAAUGUCUGCCAUAUUGAUGAAACAUGCAUGAUGCAGAUUUCAGCUGUUUUGGCUUUGGGUCAAGCCACAACACAUGGUUUGGGAGAAGACGGGAGGGGUGCUUAGACACAUAGUUUUGAAGGGAAUGGGGAGGGCUUAGAUGCAGUUUUUUGGGGAAGGGGAGACACAGAACUUGCAACUAUGUUCUUUUAAACAGUGAUAACUUUGUAAAACCAACCUUCCAGUUUUGUGACAGAUUUAUAUCUUCUAUGUAAUGAAUAAACAUGUUUUAUGAAAAUGUAAAUGUUUUAUGUCAUGUUAUUCAAAGACAAUCCUAACAUUGGAUUCAUCAGCUUUGGCGUCCACAUUACAAUUUGGUUAAGCUUUUGUAUGUAAGUUGGUAUCUCAGUA
This is a messenger RNA of Mercenaria mercenaria, 3040 nucleotides long. RefSeq lists its product as uncharacterized. Bases 136 to 1746 code for a protein of 536 amino acids. Gene Ontology annotation, biological process: protein methylation. Gene Ontology annotation, cellular component: nucleus. Lineage: Eukaryota; Metazoa; Mollusca; Bivalvia; Venerida; Veneridae. The record is from RefSeq and is a predicted model, not a curated record. The transcript has 9 exons. Gene Ontology annotation, molecular function: protein methyltransferase activity.